Molecule: messenger RNA, 326 nt
Organism: Ctenocephalides felis (cat flea)
Lineage: Eukaryota; Metazoa; Arthropoda; Insecta; Siphonaptera; Pulicidae
Product: smoothelin-like protein 1
Exons: 3
Coding region: 1-306 (101 amino acids)
Biological process (GO): actin cytoskeleton organization
Cellular component (GO): filamentous actin; microtubule organizing center
Molecular function (GO): protein binding
Source: RefSeq, a predicted model, not a curated record
AUGGCCCAUGGCCGAACAUCUCGAACAAAUAAUAUAAAAAUAGACAACUUCAGCACGAGUUGGGCGGAUGGUCUCGCUUUCUGCGCUUUAAUACACCACUUCCUUCCAAAUGCCUUUGAUUAUCAUAAACUCAAUCCAAAAAAUAGAAGAUACAAUUUUACUUUGGCUUUCCGGGUGGCUGACGCAGAGGCUGGUAUUGCACCUCUACUCGAUGUUGAAGAUAUGGUUAUGAUGCGGAAACCCGAUUGGAAAUGUGUGUUUACGUAUGUGCAAUCUAUAUAUCGUCGCUUUAAGGACGAGGAUUAAGAAAUAUAAUAUGCAGUAAA